Molecule: messenger RNA, 441 nt
Organism: Penicillium riverlandense
Lineage: Eukaryota; Fungi; Ascomycota; Eurotiomycetes; Eurotiales; Aspergillaceae
Exons: 3
Coding region: 1-441 (146 amino acids)
Source: RefSeq, a predicted model, not a curated record
AUGCCGACCGGCGUCCUCUUCCUCCGCAUCGCCCCGAAAAGUGUCCGCUGGCACUGGAUUAACCAAAAUCUGGCUGCGGUCAUUGGUCUUGUCGGCAUUAUGAUUGGUUUCUACUCUCAGCACCAUAAGUACGGCUCUGCACACCAGAUCAUCGGAGUCAUCAUCUUGAUCACAAUUCUCGCUCAAUGGGGCAUGGGACUGUGGCAUCAUCUUUUGUACAAGACACAAUUCGGUCCCAUCCAUCGCUACUUCGGAUACGUCGUCUUCAUCCUGGCCAUCAUUAAUGGCGGCAUCGUUCUUUCCUGGUCAUACGCGUCCAAGUCGGUCAUCAUCGGAUAUUCGAUCGGUGUGCUUGUUGUGGGCUUGGGUCUACUGUUUUUCUUUAGCUGGUUGAGAUAUACUUCUUGGCGCAACCAAAAGCAGCACAGUGGCAGUCCUUGA